AUGGCUCCCGCUCGCUCUAACGUUUCCAACGACUUGGUCUGGCAGCUGACCCGUAACCAGAAUGCUUAUCUGGUUCGCCGCAACACCGGCGGCGGUGCUCAGUUCUCCCGCGAUCCCUUGAACUUGGUUAACAAGCAGUCUUUCAAGUAUGCCGGUUACGCUAACAGCAAGGCCAUUGGUAUCCAGGGUACUGACAGCGGUGAUCUCAACGUUGUUACCAAGAAGACUAGCUCUCCUCAGCACCCCGCCAAGACCUUUGUGACCGUCACCUACGGCCCCAAGGCCUCCAUCCGCAAGAUCUACAAGGGUGUUGCUGAUAAGACUGCUAAGUCUGGCUACCGUGCUGACCUCCGUGAGGAGGCUGUUGCCCGUGUUAGCGCCGUCCGCCAGUCCCAGCGCCCUAAGAAGGAGACCCCCGUCAAGGCUCCUCGUGGUGUCAAGGCUCGCAAGGCCGCUGAGAAGGCCUCCGAGUAA
Molecule: messenger RNA, 474 nt
Organism: Penicillium taxi
Lineage: Eukaryota; Fungi; Ascomycota; Eurotiomycetes; Eurotiales; Aspergillaceae
Exons: 5
Coding region: 1-474 (157 amino acids)
Biological process (GO): translation
Cellular component (GO): cytosolic large ribosomal subunit; ribosome
Molecular function (GO): structural constituent of ribosome
Source: RefSeq, a predicted model, not a curated record